Molecule: messenger RNA, 2149 nt
Organism: Rhopalosiphum maidis (corn leaf aphid)
Lineage: Eukaryota; Metazoa; Arthropoda; Insecta; Hemiptera; Aphididae
Product: fatty acyl-CoA reductase wat-like
Exons: 12
Coding region: 302-1876 (524 amino acids)
Biological process (GO): long-chain fatty-acyl-CoA metabolic process
Cellular component (GO): peroxisome
Molecular function (GO): alcohol-forming very long-chain fatty acyl-CoA reductase (NADP+) activity
Source: RefSeq, a predicted model, not a curated record
GAUCCACUGUAGUUAGUUCCACUAAGGCAACCGGACAGAGCACUUGCGGCAGACCUCACGAUUUCGAACGAUUUUCUGUUUUGAUUUUGAUUUUUUACUAUUCUAUAGGAAUAUUGUACUUGUUGCUUGGAUAGAUUUUUAUCGUAAUUUUUUUUCCAAGUAAACAGUUAACAGUAUAUUAUAUAGUCCUAUACACGAAUUAUUAGACAAUUAUAAUAGCAAACAAUAUAACGUUGCGAUUAGCGUGAAGUUUCCGCACCAAAAUAUUGAGCACCAUACAUUAGAACGAAGAUUUUACAGGAUGCCUGCUGAUAUUGCAACCAUGGAUAACUUUGAUUUGAACAGCCAGAACACAACUCAUGACAUGUCAGAAAUUCAAUCUUUUUAUGAUGGUAUGACGGUAUUUUUGACUGGCGCCACUGGAUUUGUAGGCAAUUUAAUACUAGAAAAACUAAUCAGAACUUGUUCAGGAGUUAAAAGAAUUUAUGUCUUGAUUAGAGAGAAAAAAGGAAAAACUACAGAAGAUAGGUUUAAAGAGCUCUUUAAUGACCCGGUAUUUGAAUUAAUGAAAAAACAACAACCCAAUUAUUUGGAAAAGAUCACAGCAGUUAUCGGUGAUUGUUGUUUACCGAAUUUAGGGAUAGAUGUGCAAUACAUGAAUAUUUUAAAAAAUGAGGUUAACAUUGUUAUACACUCGGCCGCCACAGUAAGAUUUGACGAACAUUUAAGAAAAGCCGUUAACAUCAAUAUAAUUGCCUUACAAGAUAUGCUGAAAAUGAGCCAAGAAAUGUCAAACUUAAAGGCUUUUGUCCACAUUUCUACAGCUUACUCGAAUUGCGCCGGGAGAAAAGUCGUUGAUGAGGUAUUCUACAAACCACCAAUAUCUGGAGAUAAUUUGUUACAGCUCGUAAACAGUCUUGACGAUGAUUACAUCGAAAGAAUUACUCCUUCAAUAUUGAAAGAGUGGCCAAACACGUAUGCAAUGACAAAAGCUAUUGCCGAAGGCGAAAUUUUAACAUACGGCAAAGGGUUGCCCAUUGGAGUGAUAAGGCCAUCGAUGAUUGUCGCCACCGACGACGAACCUGUCUCCGGGUGGAUCAACAACUUUUACGGACCAACGGGAGUCGUAGCGGCCACCGGUAUUGGUCUCAUGCGGUGCAUGUGUGCCGAUCCCAAACAAAUAGCUGACAUCAUACCUGGUGAUUUUGUUAGCAACGCUGUUGUGGCCUCCGCCUGGGACAUCCACAAUGAAUGGCAAAAUCAUAAAAGCGCCAACGGGUUGAAUAAAGAAAAUCAUGAGCCAAAAGUUUACAAUAUCGUUUCUUCGAGCUCUAAUCCCUUGUCAUGGGGAGAAUUUUCAUCAUACAACAUGAAAUUUGGACGAAAUGUGCCCUCUAUAAAAGCGAUCUGGCCAAUUAUGUUGAGACUAUCCAAAAACAAAUAUGAAUAUACAAUCUUAUGUUUUCUUCUUCAUAUUGUACCUGGUUAUAUUAUCGAUUCCUUAGCCAAGCUCACGGGAAGAAAGCCACAAUUAAUGGACGGAUAUAGAAAAAUGCAUAAAUUCUCUGAAGUUAUAUCGUACUUCAGUCUACAAUCGUGGACGUUUCACGAUGAUAACACAAAAUCGCUGGUAAAAAAGAUGUCUAAAUUAGACCAGUCACUAUUCAAGUUCGACAUGUCUAAAUUAAGCUGGAAUGAGUAUUUCAAAAAACACGUUUUGGGAAUUAGAUUGUACAUCAUAAAAGAUACAAUAGACUCGGUGCCGGAAGCAGUAAAACGAACUAAAAAAUUGUACAUGAUUCACUACACGUUAAUGUCUAUAUUGGUGGCAUUAUUGAUUUUAAUAGUGUAUGGGCUGUUCAUACUAUUCGUGUAGGUAAUUCAAAUCUCUGUUGUCCUAAAUGGCGAUUAUACAUGUAUAAUAAACAUAUGUAUUAUAUAAACAUAAAUCGCUUAGUUAUGAAUUUUUUUUUGUAUCUCAUUAUGAUGUAUUUUACUUUUACUCAAAUUUGUACAAUUUUAUGAUAAUUUUUAUACUCAAAAUUAUUUAAAAUUCUUUAAUAAUAUUAUUGUUGUACAUACUCGUUUUUAUGCGUCCAAGCAUACUUUAUAAUGUUAAGUAGGUAUAACGUGUUUGUAUUUAUUAUAA